Messenger RNA from Pogonomyrmex barbatus (red harvester ant), 724 nucleotides. RefSeq lists its product as uncharacterized. The record is from RefSeq and is a predicted model, not a curated record. NCBI's taxonomy places the organism in Eukaryota, Metazoa, Arthropoda, Insecta, Hymenoptera, Formicidae.
ACGCAGCAUGGCGGAACCAGCUGCCGCUGGCUGGCUGGACCAUCCAUCCAGACCUUUCGCGGCUGACGCGUAAGUUCUGCGUGCAAAUCACGCGAAAGCGAUCUCGCAAGAUGUGAGCCGCCCACUUGUCGGAUCGUCCCUGCGAUUAGCUUAGUUAGCGACGAAGACUUCCACGAGACAUGAACGCGAAUGUACACGUCGCUGUCACGUGUUUCCUGCUCGUCAUGAUGAUCGCUACGAAUGGAACAGGUCAAUUAAUGUCAAAAGAGCAUCGGACCCACGCGGCGUCUGAAAGAGCCAACGACUUAUGGUGUUACCAAUGCUUCACAAUGGAUGGCGAUGAGAGAUGUAUAAAUCUCACUGGUAACACUGGCAAUUUCAGUACCUUCAAGCACAAAUGCACGGACGAUAGGAGGAUCUGCAUGGUGAAGCGGUUCUCCUACACCACCAGCACCGAGAACUCGACCUCCAGUCCGCAGAUCUGGUCCGUUGAGAGAAACUGCACGAACAAAUGCGAGCCCGGAUGCAUCGUGAUCGGCGAGCGCACUAAACUCUACGCCUGCACCGCCUGUUGCGAGACUAAUUUAUGCAACAACGGUACCGGCACCGCCAACGACCUAACGAUCAAAGAAAUCGACCUCCUGCUGGCCCUCGUGCUCCAAGCUGUCUUGACUGUUAUCAUGUACCCGUCCUGACAGUGUCAAUAAAGCUUUCAACCACACAA